This is a messenger RNA of Megalopta genalis, 27096 nucleotides long. Lineage: Eukaryota; Metazoa; Arthropoda; Insecta; Hymenoptera; Halictidae. The record is from RefSeq and is a predicted model, not a curated record.
UUUCUCCCGAACGCUCUGUUAAGUCGCGCGAUAGUGAACGACGCGAUGAGGACGUCUGGGUGGACAGGCCGAAGGAUCGCGAAACGAAACUCAUUGAACGGAGCCAGGACCUGUCCAAGCCUUCCGCCGUGUCUCGUAAAUCGCAGGGAGAAAUCGAGGACGUACGACCGGACAAGUCGAAGACAAACGAAGUGGCGACGCGUGUAAAACCGGAGGAAACGACGUACACGCGAAAACCAUUAAACGCACCGUUUGCACAGAAAAUAGACGACGAGAUAGAGGAUAUCUGGGCGGAUACGCCGAACGAUCGCGAAACAAAGUCUAUUCGACUAAUUCAGGAAACAUCACACACACAGAAACGGAUAAACACGCCGUUAACACACAAAGUAGACGAUGAGAUAGAGGAUAUCUGGAAGGAUAAACCAAAAGAUCGCGAAAUUAAACCGAUUAGAAACAGCGAGGAAACAAUAUACACAACAAAACCAAUACAUACAUCAAAACCAAUACACACGUCAAAAUCGAUUCAAACAUCAAAAUCGAUUCAAACGACAGAACCAAUAGAAACAUCGAAACCAAUACACACACGAUCUACACAAAAAGUAGAUGACGAGAUAGAGGAUAUUUGGGCAGAUAAACCAAACGAUCGUGAAAUUAAACCGAUUAGAAAUAUCGAGGAAACAAUACACACGUCAAAACCGAAACAAACAUCGAAACCAAUACACACACGAUCUGCACAAAGAGUUGAUGACGAGAUAGAGGAUAUCUGGGCAGAUAAACCAAACGAUCGCGAAAUUAAACCGAUUAGAAACAUCGAGAAAACAAUGCACACGUCAGAACCGACACAAACAUCGAAACCAAUACACACACGAUCUACACAAAAAGUAGAUGACGAGAUAGAGGAUAUCUGGGCAGAUAAACCAAACGAUCGCGAAAUUAAACCGAUUAGAAACAUCGAGAAAACAAUGCACACGUCAGAACCGACACAAACAUCGAAACCAAUACACACACGAUCUACACAAAAAGUAGAUGACGAGAUAGAGGAUAUUUGGGCAGAUAAACCGAAAGACCGCGAAAUUAAACCCAUUAAAAAGAUUGAGGAAAAAUCACGCACACCAAAACCAACACACACACCAUGUUCACGGAAAAUAAACGACGAGAUAGAGGAUAUCUGGGCAGAUAAACCGAAAGACCGCGAAAUUAAACCCAUUAAAAUGAUUGAGGAAAAAUUGCGAACACCACAAACAGCACACAAACCGUCUACACAGACAGUAAAUGACGCGAUAGAGGAUAUCUGGGCAGACAAACCGAUAGAUCGCGAAAUCAAACCCAUUAAAUACGUUGAGGAAAAAUCACGCACACCGAAACGAACACACACAAAAUCUACGGAAAAAGUAGAUGACGUGAUAGAGGAUAUUUGGGCGGACAAACCAAAAGAUCGUGAAAUUAAGCCUAUUAAAAAGAUUCAGGAAGAAUCGCGCACACCAAAACCAACACACGUACCAUCCACACAGAAAAUAGACGAUGAGAUAGAGGAUAUCUGGGCGGAUAAACCAAAAGAUCGUGAAAUAAAACCUAUUAAAAAGAUUGAGAAAACUCCAUACACGACAAAAUCAGUGCACACACCGUCUAAACAAAAAGUAAAUGACGAGAUAGAGGAUAUCUGGCCGGAUAUACGAAAAGAUCGCGAAGUUAGACCUGUUAAAAAAUACGAGGAAACAUCACACACACCGAAAUUAAAACACACACCAUCUACACAGAGAACAGAUGACAAGAUAGAGGAUAUCUUGGCGGAUAAGCCGAAAGAUCGCGAGAUUAGACCUAUUAAAAAAUACGAGGAGAUUCGGAUGUCCGAGGUCAAACCCCGCAAUCAGAACGUAGAUAAUGAGAUAGAGGAUAUCUGGGCAGAUAGACCGCAGGAUCGCGAAAUCAAACCGAUCUGGAAGGAGGAUGUCCCGAAACCAACGUCGAACAAUUCAAUCGACCGAAUCGAUUCCUCGAAAGCGAAUUCCGAAUCGCCGCUGGCUGAACCGACUGGCACGAUAGAGGAGGAGAAGCCAAAGUUAAAAACGACACGUAAAAAAGCUGAUUCGAAAAAGAAAACCGAAGGGAAACCGAAAGCUCGCAAAGUCGACGACGCGGGCAAGAAGAAAGACACGGUCGCCAGACGUAGAACAUCGACAAAGUCGACCGAUGGUUCUCAGGAGGAAGAGCCUACGGUAGACACGAAAGAUAACGGUGCGAUCACCAAUGGAACGAAGAAGGAGGAGGUCACCAGUAAAGCGAAGACCGUCGGAAAGGUGGAGACAAAGGAGGCACCCACACCUAAACCCAAGGUAGAGGAGGCUAAGAAAACGGAACCCGCGAAACCACAGACCACUCCCGGUAAACCCGCGGAGCCCAAGAAAGAGGAACCCGUCCCGAAACCCAAGACCACUCUCGGUAAACCCGAAGAGCCGAAGAAACAAGAACCGGACGCGAAACUUAAGAGCACUCUCGGUAAACCGGAAGAGUCGAAGAAACAAGAACCAGACACAAAGCCGAAGACCGCUCUCGGCAAACCCGAGGAGGCAAAGAAACAGGUACCUGACACGAAACCCAAGACUUCUCUUGGUAGACCAGAGGAGCCGAAGAAGGAAGAACCAGACACGAAACCCAAGACUUCUCUUGGUAGACCAGAGGUGCCGAAGAAACAAGAACCAGACACGAAACCCAAGAUCACUCUCGGUAAACCGGAGGAGGCGAAGAAGGAGGAACCCGCUCCGAAACCCAAGACCACCCUCGGUAAACCCGAACCGGCAAAGAAAGAAGAACCCGCCCCGAAACCCAAGAUCACCCUCGGUAAACCCGAGGCAGCAAAGACUGAGGAACUGCCGAGGAAGUUCAGUCUGAAACCCGUGUCCAAGCAAUUGGAGGAGGAGAAGAAGACUCUGCAGAAGGUGGAGCUCAAAGGGGAGAGAUCAGGACUACGUAAACCACCGAAACACGAUAUUAAAGCCGAGAGCUUUCAGUCUGUCCAACUAAAACCGGUUGCGAGAGAUCCCAAAAAGCCUCAGCAGGCUGAAAAUGGGAAUGCGGUUGAGCUGAAGAAAAUGGAGAAGGCCGAGAAGACCGAAAUUAAAAAGAAAACGGCCAAGACGGCGAAGGAGAGCAGCUACGAGCUCCCGGAAAUUCCGGAUUACGAGAGACCGGUGCUGGAGAAGCCUCAGGAGUUCGAGUUCGGCGAUCGCGUGGCUCGCGACAAGACUAAGCUCGACAGACCCACUACUCAGAAAUUCGACUCUAAGCCGAAAGUGCCCGAGAUCAAAGCUCCGGAGGCGCCGAAGAUCGAAGUGAUCAAGGACGUGACCCCGGCCGGAAGCAGAAAGGGUUCUCUGAUACCAGGCAGCGGGACCAGCAGUCGGCGCGGUUCGUUGAUACCGCCGGAGGAAUUGGGUCGCAGGCCCAGCCUGAUCAUCAGUGACGAGGAGAAUAGGAAGCUGCGACCAGGCGAGGUGGUGGACGAGCGCAAGUUGGGAAGGUUACGGCCCGGCGAGGUGUUAGACGCCAAGAGUAAGUCUGGCCGACCCGGCGAGCUACAGGGGAAAGAGCGUCGUCGUCCGAGCACGGACGUCAGAAGACCCAGCGUGGCGGACCUCGAGAAUAAGAUCAAUCAACCGAGCACACCUCUCCGAGAUGUUGGACCAUCGGGACCACCUCAAAUCGUCGAUGUGCAGGAGUCAUAUUCCGCCGUCGAAGAUUCGACGGCGUAUCUCACGGUCGGGGUGGAGGGUACGCCCGCGCCCACCUUCAAGUUCUACAAAGGGAUCACCGAAAUCAUCGAAGGUGGCCGAUUCAAGUUCCUUACGGACACGGAGACCAAUACGAUCACCCUCUGCAUGAGGAAGACGAAGCCCAACGACGAGGGCACUUACAAGAUCGUCGUGAGCAACAUCCAUGGCGAGGACUCCGCCGAGAUGCAGCUUUACGUUUCCGACGCCAGUGGUAUGGACUUCCGUGCUAUGCUGAAGAAGAGGAAGUACCAGAAAUGGGCGCGAGAGGAACAGGAGCAGGAGAAGGUAGACUUGAAGGAAGUCGAGAAGCCGAUGCCAGCUUUGAAGAAAGUGGAGAAGUCGCUGCACGACAGCGUGCUGCAUGGGAGGAGCUGGUAUCAAGACGGGGAGGAAAUAGUGAUCUUGGAGGAGGGUGAGGAGGUCCUUCGAAUUUCUCUAGACAAGAAGGGUGAAACUAACUGGAGCUGGCUCAAGGACGUCUUCGACAUUCAUCGCAGGCCAAGUUUGCAGGAGCUAAUCGCCGACUGGCCGAUACUAGCGACAACGGUCAAAGAGAAGAAACAAGAAAGCUUCCUGAAACCGCUGGUCGACCAAUACGCCAAGGAGGGCAAAGACAAGAAGGUCGUGUUCGAGGCAAACUUCUCGAAACCGAACUGCAAGCCGAAAUGGUUCUUCCGAAAAGACGAACUGUUCCCGUCGUCGAAGUACAAGUUCAAGAACGAAGAGGAUUGCUACCAGCUGAUCAUCUUGAACCCGAAGGUCGAGGACACCGGCAAAUACACUAUCGAAAUAUCGAACAUUUCGAGCACUGGAUUCCUCAACGUCGAGGAACCGGAUCCGACCUACACGUUCACCAAACCGCUCUCGAAGAAAUCGAGCGGCUUCACGAAACACGAAGUGCAAAUGGAAUGUACCGUCAGCUCGAAUCUCGCUCAAGUUUCAUGGUACAAAGGAAAGACGAAGCUCGAGGAAGGUGACAUGUACAGUAUGUCGAAGGACAUGAGCGGCGUUUGCCGACUGACCAUAAAGAGUGCAACGCUGGAGGACAGCGGCGAGUACAUCUGUAAGAUCAGCAAACAAACGGAUAAGACUGAAACGGUUCUCACUGUAGUUGAGUAUCCGUACAAGUUCGUCAAGGUGCUGAAGCACCAGCAGCUCGUCGAGAAGGAGACUCUGACUCUGCUCUGCGAGCUGGACGACGCUGGCGGCGAAGUGAAAUGGUUCAAGGGCGACCAAGAGAUCCUGCCUGACAAGAGGGUACAAAUCAAGGAGGAGGGCAGGAAGAGGAAGCUCACGAUCAAGGACGUGAAGGUGACGGACGCGGGUCUGUACUCCUGCGUGAGCAACGCCGACAAGACCGAAGCCGAAAUAGUCGUGAACUACGCGAACCGCUUCAACAAGAAGCUGAAGGACACGGUGGCGGUGGAGAGAGAGAAGUUGGUGCUCGACGUGGAGCUGCAGGACCAAACUGCGCCGGCCGAAUGGAAGUUCAACGGCCAGCCGAUCACGCCGAACGACAGGAUAGAGAUCAAGAACCUGGGCGGCGGCAAGCAUCAAUUGGUGUUCAACAGCACGGAGAUGUCCGACGACGGUGAGAUCACCUGCGAGAGCGGCCAGCUAAGCAGCAGCUGCAAGCUCACGGUGAGGAAGGGCGAGAGCAAACCGAUCUGCGAGGUUCCGGACAAGGUCGAAGGACCCUGCAGCGCGCCGAUCGUGUUCGUGGUUCCAUACAAGAUCGAGGGCACGAAACAGAGUCAGGUGGAGGCCAAGCUGAUGAAGGACGGCAAACCUCUGCCUCUGAAGGAGGUCGAGGUGGUCGUCGGCGAGGACAAGAUCACGUUCAAGGUCAAGAAACCCUCUCGCGAUCAGUCCGGCAUGUAUCAAGUGAAGAUCGGCAACAAUCAGGGAGAGGAGGUCAAGGACGUGAACAUCGUCAUGCAAGACGUGCCACAACCGCCCACUGACGUCGACGUGAACGAGAUCUUCCAGAACUCGUGCGUGGUGUCGUUCAAGCCGUCGAAGGACGACGGUGGAUCGCCGAUCACGAAGUACGUGAUCGAGCGGCUGGAUCUCAGCCUGAAAGCGCAAUGGGACAGCGUCGGCGAGGUGCAGCCGGGCGAGAAGUGCGUCUACAAGGUGCAGGACUUGAUCGCGAAGAAGGAGUACAAGUUCCGCAUCAGGGCGGUGAACAAACUCGGCUCCAGCGAACCGGCGAUGUUCGCCAAGCCGGUUCUUGCCAAGGAUCCGUGGGACGAGCCGGGCAAGCCCACAAACGUGGACGUGACCGACUGGGACAAGGACCACGCGGACCUGAAAUGGACGAAGCCGGAGAACGAUGGCGGCGCGCCUAUCACGGGCUACGUAAUCGAGUACAAAGAGAAGUUCGGCAAAGAAUGGGUGAAGGGCAAAGAGAUCGAGGGCGACGUGACGCAAGCGACGAUCGACGGUUUGAAAGAGGGCACGCAGUACGAGUUCAGGAUCAGGGCGGUGAACAAGGCUGGUCCUGGCGAGCCUUCGGACGCCACCAAGCCCAUCAUCGCCAAGUGCCGAUUCGUCAAGCCGUACAUCGUUGGCGACGGCCUGACGAACCUGAUCGUCAAGAAGGGACAGGUGAUCAAAUACGACAUCAAGUAUGCCGGCGAGCCGGAACCGGAAGUGCACUGGUUCCUCGGGGAGAAAGAGUUGGUCCAGGAUGCGGCCGAGAGGAUCACGAUCGACAAAUACGAGAGGAACACGGUGCUCACCGUCAGGAAAACGACCAGACCAGACUCAGGGAAGUACAAACUGGUCCUGACCAACAGCUCGGGAACCUGCGAGAGCAUCGCCGACGUUGUCGUCCUUGACAAACCUGCGCCACCGAAGGGUCCGUUGAAGGUGGAAGAGGUACGCGCCGACCACGUAAAAGUCAAAUGGCAGCGACCACCGGACAACGGCGGCACAGACAUCACCGGAUACGUCCUCGAGAAAAUGGACAUGGACACGGGACGGUGGGUCCCCGCCGGCGAAGUCGGUCCCAACGAGGACACCUUCACCUUCAGCGGUCUCACGCCGAAGAAGAAGUACAAGUUCCGCGUGAAGGCCGUCAACAAGGAGGGCGAGUCCGAGCCUCUGGAAGUCGACGAGUCCAUCCUCGCCAAGAACCCCUACGACGAGCCUGGCAAGCCCAGCAAGCCGGAGAUAUUCGACUACGACAACGUGAGCGUGUCCUUGAAGUGGAAGAAGCCGGACGAAGACGGCGGCAGGCCGAUCACGCACUAUACCAUCGAGAUGAAGGACAAGUUCGCGGUGGAUUGGGUCGAGGUCACUAAGACGGAGGACGCCAACCCGGAGUGCAAGGUGGAGGGAUUGAAGGAGAAAAUGGUUUAUCAAUUCCGUGUGCGGGCGCACAACAAGGCAGGACCUGGCCAGCCUAGCGAGCCUACCGACAACCACGUGUGCAAGCACAGAAACCUGAAGCCAAGGAUCGACAGGACCAAUUUCAAAUCGAUUAUCAUCAAGGCCGGUCGCACGCACAAGUGGUCCGUGGACAUAAUCGGCGAGCCGCCGCCGGAGACAAAAUGGAUCUGGCGGGACAAUAUUCCUCUGACGAACACGGAGCGCAUCAAGAUCGAGAACGUCGACUAUCAUACCGACUUCUCGAUCGUGAACGCGCAGCGCAAGGACACCGGCAAGUACACUCUCGUCGCGGAGAACGUGAACGGCAAAGACGAGGAGACCGUGGAACUCACCGUCCUCGGAAAGCCGGGCGCUCCGAAGGGUCCGCUGGAGGUGACCGACGUGACCGCCACAUCGGCCAAGGUCAAGUGGGAGAAGCCGGAGGACGACGGCGGCGUGCCGAUCAAGGAGUACGAGAUCGAGAAGCUGGACACGAAGACCGGCAAGUGGGUCAGAGUGGGCAAGGUCCCUGGCACCUCGCCGCUGACGGAGUUCGAGGUGACUGGUCUGAAUCCUGGCAGCGAGUACAAGUUCCGCGUGACCGCUGUCAACGACGAGGGCGACUCCGAGCCUCUCGAGAGCGAGAGGCCGAUCAUCGCCAAGAAUCCAUACGAUGAACCUCACAAACCCGGAACGCCGGAGAUCACCGAUUACGACAACGAGUCGGUCAGCUUGAAGUGGACGCCGCCCGACUUCGAUGGCGGGGCGCCGAUCGAGAAGUACAUCAUCGAGAAGAAGGAUCGCUACAAGCCGGACUGGGAGAAAGCGAUGGAGGUGCCCGGCAGCCAGGUGGAGGCUAAGGUGGCCGAUCUCAAGGAACGAGGGGAGUAUCAGUUCCGGGUGAUCGCCGUGAACAAAGCUGGAGUGUCUCCGCCGUCGGACGCGUCGAAGAUGCAGAUCUGCAAGCACAAAUCUCUGAAACCGAGGAUCGAUCGCACGAACCUGAAACCGAUCACUGUCAGAGCUGGCAAGGCCAUCAAGUACGACGUGGACGUUCGCGGUGAACCGCCGCCGGAGAUCACGUGGUACCACGCGAACUUGGCGAUGAAGACGGGAGAAAACAUCGAGAUCAUCAAUGUCGACUACAACACGAAGCUCAACAUUAGCGACUGCCUGCGCAAGAACACCGGUGUCUGGAAGAUCAAGGCGGUGAACCCGCACGGCGAAGACGAGGCCGAAGUCGAGAUUACCAUUCUCUCGGCUCCUGGCAAACCGAAGGGUCCUCUGAAAGUGUCCGACGUCACGAAGAGCGGAUGCAAGUUGAAAUGGGGCAAGCCAGAGGACGACGGUGGUAAACCCGUUACCGGCUACCAGGUCGAGAAGCUGGACAAGGCUACCGGAAGGUGGGUACCGGUUGGACGCACCAACGACACCGAGAUGGACAUCAAAGGGCUCCAGGAAGGUCACGAGUACGAGUUCCGGGUGAAGGCCAUCAACGAGGAGGGCGAGUCGGAACCUCUGGUCACCGAUAGCACCACUCUCGCCAAGAAUCCCUACGACGUGGCCGGCAAGCCUGGUGUGCCAGAAUUCGAGGACUGGGACGUUGACCGCGUGGACCUGAAGUGGGAGGCGCCGAAGAACACCGGAGGCGCGGCCAUCACCGGUUACAUCAUUGAAAUGAAAGAGAAGCCGUCGACCCAGUGGCAGGAAGCCACGGUGACGGAUUCACCGCAGCCGAAGGGCCGUGUCACUGGGCUGAAGAAGGGUUCGGUCUACCAGUUCCGAGUCCGUGCGGUGAACAAGGCUGGACCAUCGGAGCCUAGCGACCCAACGAAGCCGCACACCGCUAAGGCUCGUUACCUGAAACCACACAUCAACCGCGACAAGCUGCAACAAAUCAAGGUCAGAGCCGGUCAAAUGGUGAAGCUGGAAGUCGACGUGGAAGGCGAACCGCCUCCAACGGUGACCUGGAACUUCGGCGGCGCGGUCCUGCAGACCGGCGCCAAUGUCAAGAUCGACAACGAGGAUUAUCUGACGAAGAUUCACUUGACGGACACCAGUCGCAAGCUGAGCGGCAAAUACACGAUCAAGGCGGUGAACGACUCGGGCCAGGACGAGGCCGACGUCGACAUCAUCAUCCUCGACAAGCCCGGAAAGCCGGAGGGGCCUCUGGAGGUGACGGACGUCCACAAGGAGGGAUGCAAGCUGAAGUGGAGCAAGCCGAAAGACGACGGCGGUCUGCCGCUGUCCAGCUACGUGAUCGAGAAAAUGGACGCGACCACGGGACGAUGGGUGCCCGCUGGCAUCGUCGAUCCUGACAAAACUGAGCACGCGAUCACCGGCCUGGAGCCUGGUCACAAGUACGAGUUCCGUGUCAAAGCUGUGAACGAAGAGGGAGAGUCGGAGCCGCUGCAAACGGACGCUGCGAUCGUUGCCAAGAACCCCUAUGAUGUGCCUGGAGCACCUGGCCUGCCAGAAAUCAUCGACUGGUCGGAGAACAUGGUGAAACUAAAGUGGGAGCCGCCCAUACGGGAUGGCGGCGCGAAGAUUACCGGCUACAUCAUCGAAAUGAAGGACAAGUUCGGCACUCAGUUUGUCAAGGCUGCCGAGACCCAGGGCCCUGCCUGCACGGGAACAGUGACCAGGCUGGAGGAAGGAAACCAAUACCUGUUCCGAGUUCGAGCCGUGAACAAAGCCGGUCCUGGCGAACCCAGCGAAGCUACCAAUCCGCACACGGCUAAGGCUCGUUGGCUGAAACCGUUCAUCGACCGCACGAACCUGCAACCCAUCACCGUGAAGGUUGGUCUGACGGUGACCUUGGACGUGAACAUAAUCGGCGAGCCCCCGCCAACCGUGACCUGGUCGUUCGAAGGGAAAGAGCUGAAGUCGGACGACACGAUCCGUAUCGAUAACAUCGACUACAACACAAAGUUCUUCAUCCUGAAGACCAAGAGAGCUCACACCGGCAAGUACGUGAUCAACGCGAAGAACGAGGUGGGCGAGGACACCGCCGAGGUCGAGAUCGCUGUCCUGGGUAAACCCGGCAAGCCGAAGGGUCCUUUGGAAGUGUCCGACGUGAACAAGCACGGCUGCAAGUUGAAAUGGGACAAGCCGGAAGACGACGGCGGCGCUCCGGUCGAGUACUACGAGAUCGAGAAACUGGAUCCUCUCACCGGCCAAUGGAUCCCUUGCGCGAAGUCCACGGAGCCGGAAUGCACGAUCACCGGUCUCCAGGAGGGCAAACCGUACAAGUUCCGCGUGAAAGCGGUGAACCGAGAGGGCGAGUCCGACGAUCUAGAGGCGGAUAAGUCCAUCAUUGCCAAGAAUCCAUUCGACGAGCCUGGCAAACCCGGUCGUCCAGACAUCAAGAACUGGGACAAGGACUUCGUGGACCUCGAAUGGACGCCGCCGAGAGACGACGGCGGCGCUCCCAUCGAGAAGUACAUCGUACAGAUGCGGGACAAGGAAGGAAGACAGUGGAUAGACGUCGCGAAGGUGUCGGGCGACCGCACCGCGGCCAAGGUCACCGAUGGAAUCGAGGAGGGUCACGAGUACGAGUUCAGGAUAGUGGCUGUGAACAGAGCCGGACCGGGCGAGCCCAGCGACACCUCGAAGAGCGUCGUGGCUAAACCGCGGUUCUUGGCGCCACGCAUCGACCGCAAGAACCUCCAGAAGAAGGUGAUGCGAGUGGGACAGAUGCUGCGCCUCGAGGCGGCCAUCCAAGGCGAGCCUCCGCCAAUCGUCACGUGGAUGUUCAAGGAGGCCGUGCUGAAGAGCAUGGAUCGCCUCAAGAUCGAGAACGAGGACUACCACACCACGUUCAUCAUCACGAAACUGCAGAGGAUCGACACCGGCACCUACACGGUGAUCGCGAAGAACGACAGCGGUACCGAUCAAGUGGAGGUCGAGCUCCAGGUGAUGAGCAAGCCCGGCAAGCCGAAGGGACCUCUGGAGGUGUCCGACGUCACGGCGGAGGGCUGCAAGCUGAAAUGGGACAAACCCGACGACGACGGCGGCGAGCCAGUCGAUCACUACGUCAUCGAAAGGAUGGACGUGGAUACUGGAAGAUGGGUACCUUGCGCCACGAGCAAAACACCCGAGGCCGACGUCACCGGCUUGAACGAGGGCAAGGACUACAUGUUCCGCGUGAAGGCUGUGAACUCCGAGGGCGAGUCCGAGCCUUUGGAGACGGCGAUCCCGACCACGGCGAAGAAUCCCUACACCGAGCCGGACGCGCCCGGCAAGCCAGACCUGAAGGACUGGUCCAAGCAGCACGUUGACCUGAAGUGGAAGGCUCCGAAGAAGGACGGCGGCGCGCCGAUCGAGAAGUACAUCAUCGAGAAGAAGGAUCAGUUCGGCAAGUGGCAGAAGGCUGCCGAGGUGCCUGGAAACAAGACCGAAGGACGGGUCGAAGACCUGAUCGAAGGGCAGAAGUAUCAAUUCCGCGUGAAGGCGGUGAACAAGGGUGGCCCGAGCAAGCCCAGCGAAGCCAGCGACAGCUUGAUCGCGAAGGACCGAUACGCUGCGCCGAAGAUCGACCGCACGAACAUGAAGGAUCUCACGGUCAAGGCAGGCAAUCACAUUCGCAUAGACGCGAAAGUGUCCGGUGAACCGCCUCCAACCAAGACCUGGUUCCUGAACAAGGCCAAACAGGAGACCGGCGGUAUCCUGUCGAUCGAGCUGGAGGACUAUAGAACCAAGUACAUCAUAAUGUCGGCGAGCAGGGCUCACUGCGGCACGCUGACCCUGAAGGCGGAGAACAGCUCCGGCAAGGACGAGGCGUCGAUCGAGAUCCUGGUGCUGGACAAACCGAGCAAACCGGAGGGUCCUCUGAAGGUGUCCGACGUGCACAAGGAAGGAUGCACGCUGAAAUGGAAUCCGCCGUUGGACGACGGCGGCACGCCGCUCGACCAUUACGUCGUCGAGAAAAUGGACACGGAAACGGGUAGAUGGAUCCCCGUGGGACGCACCAAGGAUCCCAACAUGGUCGUCGAGAAUCUGGUACCCGGACAGGAGUACAAGUUCCGAGUCGCUGCUGUAAACGCGGAAGGUGAAUCGGAACCAUUGGAAACGGAGUACGGCGUCGUGGCGAAGAAUCCAUUCGACGAACCAGGACCACCUGGUCGCCCAGAGGCUACCGAUUGGGACAAGGAUCACAUUGACCUAAGAUGGACUCCACCAUUGAAGGAUGGUGGAUCUCCAAUCACCGGUUACAUUGUGGAGAAGCGCGAGAAGGACAGUCCGCGAUGGAUAAAGGCUCUCGAGACCGGACCCGACUGCAAGGGACGCGUCGACAACCUCGACGAAGGCGUCGAAUACGAAUUCCGCGUGAGGGCCAUCAACGCAGCUGGCCCCGGCGAGCCGUCGGACACCAGCAAACCGAUCACAGCCAAGAGCCGACGACUCGCGCCGAGAAUCGACCGGAAGAACUUGCGCGACAUCACGGUUCGCGAGAACGAAGGGUUCCACUUCGACGUUAAGAUCAUCGGUGAACCGCCGCCGGACGUCACCUGGGUCCUGAACAACAAGAGCAUCCAAGUGACGACGUUCCGUCGCAUACAGAACGUCCCGUACAACAGCAAGUUCUUCAACGACAAGCCCGAGCGCAAAGACAGCGGCAUCUACAAGAUCACCGCGGUGAACCAACACGGUUCGGACACGGCCGACGUCGAGGUCACCGUUGUCUCGAAACCUGGCAAACCGGAGGGACCGCUGGAGGUGUCCGACAUCCACAAGGAGGGAUGCACGCUCAAGUGGAAGAAGCCGAAAGACGACGGCGGCGAACCGAUCGAGGGAUACCUCGUGGAGAAGUUCGAUCCGGACACCGGUGUCUGGUUGCCUGUCGGCAAGACAAUGGGUCCCGAGAUGAAGGUAGAAGGACUGACGCCUGGACACGAGUACAAGUUCAGGGUGAAAGCGCUAAACAAGGAAGGAGAGUCGGAGCCGUUGGAGACUUUCGGCUCGAUCGUCGCCAAAGAUCCGUUCACUGUCCCAAGUCCUCCGGGAGCACCGGAGCCGGUCGACUGGACCGCGAACCAGGUGGAGCUGACCUGGAAGGAGCCGGUCAGCGACGGAGGAUCGCCCAUCACCGGGUACAUCGUCGAAAAGAAAGACAAAUACAGCACGAUGUGGGAGAAAGCUGUGGAGAUCGAGAUACCGUCCACAAGAGCCAUGGUCCAUGGUCUGAUCGAGGGCAACGAUUACCUGUUCCGCGUGAUCGCUGUGAACAAGGCUGGCCAAUCGGAGCCUGGAGACUCCAGCAAGACGUUCACGGCGAAACCACGCUUCCUGGCACCCAAGAUCGAUCGACGCAAUCUAAGGGACGUCACUCUGUCCGCCGGCUCUCUGUUGAGGUUCGACGCGAACGUGAUCGGAGAACCGCCGCCACACAUCGAGUGGCGAUACGGAGCGAUCCCGUUGCACUCGGACAGAAAAGUACAAAUCGACAACUCGGAGUACAGCACCAAGUUCAGCAUACGGCCGGUGUCGCGAGACGACAGCGGCGAUUACACGGUCACGGCUCAUAACACCUCGGGCAGAGACUCGGUCACGGUGCAGGUCACCGUCACGGACAAGCCGAUGCCGCCGGAGGGACCGCUUCAGAUCUCGGAUGUCCACAAGGAGGGCUGCAAGCUGAAAUGGAAGAGGCCGAAGGACGACGGCGGCACUCCGAUCGAGUAUUACCAGGUGGACAAAAUGGACCCGGAGACCGGGUGCUGGGUGCCUUGCGGCAGAUCCACCGAGCCAAACUUGGAGGUGAGUGGUCUGACACCGGGCAAAGAAUACUUGUUCCGGGUCAGCGCGGUGAACGCCGAGGGAGAGUCCAAGCCUCUGGAGGCGGAGCAAGCCAUUUUGGCCAAGAAUCCGUUCGACGAGCCGGGCAAGCCAGGCGAUCUCCGGGCAACCGACUGGGACAAGGAUCACGUGGAUCUCGCGUGGACACCGCCAACGAACGACGGCGGAUCGCCCAUCACCGGCUACGUCAUCGAGAAGAAAGACAAAUACGGCGAAUGGGAGAAGGCGGUGGAAGUGCCUGCGGAUGAGACGUCCGCCACCGUUCCCGACCUGAUCGAAGGCCAGCCGUACGAGUUCCGCGUGCGCGCCGUAAACAAAGCCGGCCCUGGCGAGCCAUCCGAUCCGACGCCAACGAUCAUUGCGAAACCGCGAAACCUGGCGCCGAGGAUCGACCGCACGAAUCUGAUCGAGGUUAAGAUCAAGGCAGGUCAGAACUUCAGCUUCGACGUCAAGGUGACCGGCGAACCGCCGCCGACCACCAGGUGGAAGUUGAACGGCCGGGAGGUCAGGCCGACCGAUCGCAUCAAGGUCAAGCACCAGGACUACAACACCAGCCUGAGCGUCCGGAUGGCCGUCAGAGAGGAUUCCGGCAAAUACGUCAUCACCGCCGAGAACAUAAACGGCGAGGACGAGGCUGUCGUGAAGGUGACGGUCCUGGACAGGCCGAGCCCGCCUCAGGGACCGCUCAGAGUAUCCGACGUUCACGCGGAAGGAUGCAAGCUGAAUUGGAAACCGCCGGAGGACGACGGCGGGCAACCGGUGGAGAAGUACGUCGUCGAGAAGAUGGACGAGGCUACCGGCCGAUGGGUACCUGCCGGGGAAACCGACGGGCCCGAGACGUCCCUUCAAGUCGAAGGACUCACGCCUGGACACAAGUACAAGUUCAGAGUCCGGGCGGUCAACAAGCAUGGAAAGUCGGAACCGCUGGCCUGCAUGCAGACCGUCGAGGCGAAGAAUCCAUUCGACGAGCCAGGAAAGCCCGGAGUGCCGACAGUCAGCGACUACGACUCGGACUUCGUGGAACUUCAGUGGGACCGGCCGCACGAGGACGGUGGUUCUCCUAUCACCGGCUACAUCAUAGAGAAACGCGACAAGUACAGCCCGACUUGGGAGAAAUGCGCCGAAGUAGAAGGCGACGUGAAUCGCGGAAAGGUGAACGAUCUGAUCGAGGGUACUCACUACGAGUUCCGCGUGAGGGCGGUCAACAAAGCCGGGCCUGGCGAACCAUCGGACGCCUCCAAAUCGCACCUGGCCCGUCCCAAGAAUCUUGCUCCGAGGAUCGACAGGAAGUACAUGUUGGACGUGAAAGUGAAGGCCGGCGGUUUCUACGACUUCGACGUGCCGGUGAUCGGCGAGCCGCCUCCAACGAAGACGUGGACGCUGAAGGGCACGCCGGUGAUCGGCGACGACCGCAUCAAGAUCGUGAACGAGGACUACAACACGAAGGUCCGAGUGAUCGAGGCCAGGCGGUCCGACUCCGGCGUGUACACGCUGGAGGCGAAGAACGUGAACGGCCGGGACGCUGCCACGCUGAACGUGAACGUGCUGGACGUGCCAGCGCCGCCGGAAGGUCCUCUGAAGAUCGAGAACGUGACCAAGAACGGAUGCAACCUGAAGUGGCGACCGCCGAGAGACGACGGUGGCUCGGAGAUCCAGUACUACCAGGUCGAGAAGAUGGACACGGAGAACAUGCGAUGGGUGCCGGUGGCGGAGGCGAACACCACUUCCGCCCACGUCGACCACCUGAUCGAGGGACACGACUAUCAGUUCCGAGUCCGCGCCGUGAACAAGCAAGGAGAAUCCAUGCCGCUCACCGGCAUGGACACCAUCACUGCCAAAGACCCUUACGACAGGCCCGACAGACCUGGCGCGCCGGUCGCCACCGACUGGGACAAGGACCACGUCGACUUGGAAUGGCCGCCGCCUAAGAAGGACGGCGGAUCGCCCAUCACCGGGUACAUCAUCGAGAAGAAGCCGCGAUUCGGCUCCUGGGAGAAGGCCGUGGAGCUCGACGGCAGCAAGAACAGCGGCACGGUUCCUGAUCUAGUCGAAGGAACGGAGUACGAGUUCAGGGUGAUCGCCGUCAACAAGGGCGGCCUUAGCGAGCCUUCCGACGCCUCGUCGCCGAUCAUCGCCAAACCGCGCUUCCUCGCCCCAACGUUCGACCCGCACGCUCUAAGCGACCUGGUGGUCCGAGCCGGACAAAAGAUCAGCUACGUCAUUCCCAUCCAAGCCUCUCCGAAACCCAUGGCCAGCUGGACCCUGGAGGGAUCCGUGAUCAUGGCGGACACCCGCCACGAGAUGUACACCACCAACACGGAGACCACCUUCGAGAUUCCGUUCUCCGUUCGCUCGGACACCGGUCGUUACGCGUUGACCCUGGUCAACGAUCAUGGAAAGUGCAGCUCCAGCGCAAGGGUCACGGUCCUGGACAGACCGUCGCCGCCGCAGAAGCCGCUCGAGAUCAGCAACAUCACCAAGGAAGGUUGCCACCUGGCUUGGGGUCAUCCUCUGGACGACGGAGGCAGCCCCAUCCUCCACUAUAUCAUCGAGAAAAUGGACUUGUCCCGUGGCACCUGGUCCGAUGCCGGUAUGAGCAUGGUCCUGAGCCACGAAGUCGCUAGACUGACGCAUCGCAAGGAGUAUCUGUUCCGCGUGAAGGCCGUCAACACCAUCGGCGAGUCCGAUCCGCUCGAGGCGCCGAGAAGCAUCGUGGCUAAGAACGAGUUUGAUGAACCGGACGCUCCUGGAAGACCGCUGAUUACCGAUUGGGACAGAGACCACGUCGAUCUGCAAUGGCCGGCGCCUAGCAACGACGGUGGAUCGCCGCUGACCGGAUACAUCAUUCAGAAGAAGGAGAAGGGUUCGCCGUACUGGGUGAACGCUGUCCACGUUCCUCCGAAGCAGACCAAUACCACCGUGCCUGAUCUAACGGAGGGACAAGAGUACGAAUUCCGUGUGAUCGCGACGAACGCUGCCGGACAGUCGGAGCCGUCCGAGCCGAGCGACCUUGUCACCGCCAAACCGCGUCACCUUGCCCCGAAGAUCAAGACACCUCUGCAGGACAUCCGCAUCAAGGCCGGACUGAUCUUCCACGUCGACAUCGACUUCGUCGGCGAGCCAACGCCGGAAGUCUCUUGGACGGUCGGCGCCAAGGACUUGCAGACCACCGACAGAACGACCGUCACCUCGAUCGGCUACCACACCAUCGUGCACACGGUGAACGCCAAGAGAUCCGACUCCGGGCAGUAUCACUUGUUGCUGAAGAACAGCAGUGGCAUAGACGAAGGUAGCUUCCAGGUGAUCGUCCUCGACAGACCGGGACCGCCGGAGGCGCCUCUCGAGUACGAGGAGAUCACGAGCCAGUCGGUCACGCUAUCCUGGAAGCCGCCGAAGGACAACGGUGGCAGCGAGAUCACCGGGUACGUGAUCGAAAAACGCGACCUGACCCACGGUGGCGGUUGGGUACCAGCGGUGACCCACGUCAAUCCGAAGUUCAACCACGCCACCGUCCCAAGGCUGCUCGAAGGCACCACCUACGAGUUUAGAGUGUCCGCGGAGAACCUCCAGGGACGCUCCGAUCCACUGACCACGGAUCGCUCGAUCGUCGCCAAGAACCAAUUCGUCGCGCCCGGACAGCCCGGCAAGCCGGAACUGGUCGACGCCGACAAAGAUCACAUCAAGAUCAAAUGGACCGCGCCGAUCAGCAACGGCGGUUCGAAGAUCAUCGGCUACGACGUCGAGCGCCGCGACAGAGCGACCGGCCGCUGGCUGAAGAUGAACAAGGAGCCCGUCAGAUACGCAGAGUUCUACGACGAUCAUGUGACCGAGGGCCACGCGUACGAGUACCGCGUGACCGCGAUCAACGCCGCCGGAUCCGGUAAACCGAGCGACACCUCCUCGGUGUUCAUCGCUAAGCCGAUGAAGGAGAAGCCGAAGCUGAACCUCGACGCGCUGAUCGGACGCAAGAUCAAGGUCCGAGCCGGAGAACCGAUCAACAUUAACAUACCGCUGAGCGGAGCUCCGACGCCCACGAUCGAAUGGACCAGGAACGCCAGGCCGAUUCUCGAGACUCUGCGAAUCUCGACCGAGACGAAGAGCGACCGCACCAGCCUGUCGAUCGAGAAAUCGGUCCGCGACGACGGCGGCAACUACACUGUUUCGGCGACGAACGAGUACGGCCGGGACUCGGCGGACAUCGAAGUGAUCGUUGUGGACAGGCCCGGACCACCUCAGGGCCCGCUGCAGUACACCGGCACCACCCAGGAGUCCGUGUCCCUGUCGUGGAACAAGCCUCUGGACGACGGCGGUUCCGACAUCACGAACUACAUCGUCGAGGUGUCGGACUACGGUGUCGACAACUGGAGACAGACGCCUGGAUACUGUCCCAGGACCAGCUACACUGCCAAGGGACUCACCGAGGGCAAGAAGUACAUCUUCAGGGUCCGUGCCGAGAACAUGUACGGCGUGUCGGAGCCGCUGGAAGGCAAGCCGGUGGUCGCGAAGAGCCCGUACGAUCCUCCGGACGCGCCCAGCCAGCCGGAGAUCCUCGGAUACACUCCGAACAGCUGCAGCCUCUUCUGGAAUCCACCGCUGAACACCGGUGGCAAACCUAUCACAGGUUACUACGUGGAGAGGCGCGAGCGUGGCGGAGAAUGGCUGAAGGUCAACAAUUACCCGACUCCGAACACCACGUUCACGGUACAGGAUCUCCACGAGGGAUCCAAGUACGAGUUCAGGGUUAUCGCGGUGAACGAGGCCGGCGCAGGCAAACCCAGCAAGCCUACCGAGCCGAUCACCGCUGGACACCAGCGUUUGCGUCCCGAUCCUCCCGAUGCACCGAAGCCCGACAGGAUCACCAAGGACUCGGUGACCCUGAGCUGGCGUCCUCCGCGCAGCGACGGCGGCUCCAAGAUCAGAGGAUACAUUGUCCAGAUCAAGCAGAGAGGACAGGACGAGUGGGACGAAGUGAACGGUGCCCUGAUACCGACGAACGUCUACACGGUGCCGAAGCUGAAGGAGGGCGAGGAGUAUCUGUUCAGAGUGAUCGCCGUGAACGACGUCGGCAACAGCGACCCGAGCAAGGCGAGCAACCCUAUUGUCAUCGAGGAACAGCCGAACAAGCCGGUGAUGGAUCUGGGAGGAGUUCGCGACAUCACCGUACGCGCCGGCGAAGACUUCUCCAUUCACGUGCCCUACAUCGGCUUCCCGAAACCCACUGCCACAUGGUACGCCAACGACGUCGUCAAGGACGAGACCGACCAUCGCGUGCACCAACAGCUGGCCGACGAUUACGCCAGUUUGGUGGUGAAGAACUCGAAGCGAUCCGACGGAGGAGUGUACAGACUCCAACUGCGCAACUCUUCGGGCUUCGACACGGCCACCUUGAACGUCAAGGUGCUCGACAGACCGAAUCCGCCGGAGAACCUCCACGCCGACGAGUUCGGAGGAGACGCUCUGACCUUGUUCUGGAACCCGCCGAAGGACAACGGCGGCGCGGACAUCACCAACUACGUCCUCGAGAAACGCGAGCCGAAGGGCACGUGGUCGAAGGUGAGCAGCUACAUCACAACACCGUUCGUCCGAGUCAGGAACCUGACGGUCGGAAGCACCUACGAGUUCCGCGUGAUGGCCGAGAACCAGUACGGCACCUCGGAUCCAGUGACCACGAUGGACCCGAUCAAGGCCAGGCAUCCGUUCGAUCCGCCUGGCGCGCCUGGCGCGCCGAGAGGCGUCGAGACUUCGGAGGACAGCAUCACGAUCACCUGGACCAAGCCUCGUCACGACGGAGGCUCCCCGAUCCUUGGCUACGUGAUAGAGAAGCGAUUGUUGAGCGAGGACAAGUGGACGAAGGCCACGCCGUCCCUCGUUCACGAGACCACCUACAGGGUGACCGGGCUGAUCGAGAACCACGACUACGAGUUCCGCGUGGCAGCAGAAAAUGCUGCCGGCCGCGGACCGUACAGCUCGAACUCCGAAGUGAUCAGAGCCAGCGCGCCACCAUUCCCGCCGAGGAUCACGUCCGACCUCAGCAUCCGCGACAUGACAGUGAUCGCCGGAGAACCGUUCACGAUCACGGUUCCGUACACGGCGAACCCGAAGCCGAGACCAAGCUGGUCGAUCAACGGCGAAGAGGUUCUCACCGGGGACAGAAUCAAGUUCGACACGACGGACGUCGCCUCGCAGUUCAUCAACAAGAAGGCGAAACGAUCCGACACAGGAAACUACACCAUCUAUCUGACGAACACAGUCGGCACAGACUCUGCUUCUUGCAAGGUCCUCGUUGUCGACAAACCGUCCCCGCCUCAGGCGCCGUUGGAUAUUUCGGACAUCACACCGGAGACCUGCACGCUGUCCUGGAAACCGCCGUUCGACGACGGUGGCUCGCCCGUCACGAACUACGUCGUCGAGAAGUUCGAUCCAGCUGGCUACUGGGUGAAGCUGAGCAGCUUCGUCAGAAACACCCACUACGACGUGAUCGGUCUGGAACCGAAUCGCCAGUACAACUUCCGCAUACGCGCCGAGAACCAGUACGGAGUUUCGGAACCGCUCCAGGCGGAUGAGCCCAUCACCGCGAAGUUCCCGUUCACGGUGCCGGAUGCGCCUGGACAGCCUCGUGUCAUCGAUUGGGACACCUCGAACGCGACCGUGGUCUGGACCCGACCGAUCUCGGACGGCGGUUCCCGAGUACAGGGUUACAAGAUCGAAUUCCGCGACGUCGCGGACGACACCACUUGGCGCGUGGCGAACGACUACCUCGUCAAGGACACCACUUAUAUCUGCUACAAUCUGCUGAGCGGGCACGAGUACGAGUUCCGAAUCCGCGCGAAGAACGCGGCAGGAUUCAGCAGGCCGAGCCCACCGUCCGCGCCGUUCAAGCUGAAGAGCAAGUUCAACGUGCCGUCGCCGCCUGGCACACCGCAGGUGGUCAAGGUCGGCAAGAACUACGUGGACCUGAAGUGGGAGGCACCUGUGUCGGACGGCGGCAGCCGCAUCACCGGCUACGUGAUCGAGAAACGAGAAGUCGGCAGCGCUCUCUGGGCAAAGUGCAACGAGUACAACGUCACCGAUACCGAUUACACCGUGAUGCAUCUGAUCGAGCGCGGCGACUACGAGUUCCGCAUCUUCGCGGUGAACGCUGCCGGCAGGUCCCAGCCGAGCUCCUGCACCACGCCCGUCAAGAUCUGCGAGGUCGAGGGUGGCGAGAAGCCGGAGUUCGUCAGGACGUUGCCCGUCACCCAGAACAUACCCCUCGGAAAGACCCUGGUCUUCGAGUGCGAGGCCACCGGGAAGCCUUUGCCCACCGCCAGGUGGCUGAGAAACGGCAGAGAGAUCACGUUGGGCGGCCGCUUCAGGACGGAGGCGUUCGACGGCAUCUACAGAUUGGUGAUAUCGGACGUGAUGGACGCGGACGCCGGCGACUUCAGCUGCCAGGUGGCGAAUCCGCUGGGCAUCGCGACGACCACGUGCCGGCUGAAGAUCGGCACGCCGCCACGCAUCGAGCGCAUGCCGGACGACCUGUACCUCGCCGAGGGCGACAACACGAAGAUCAAGAUCUACUACAGCGGCGACCAGCCGAUGGACAUCACCCUGAAGAAGGACAACCGCAAGGUGGUGGAGACGUCGCACGUCAAGUACACCGUGUUCGACGAGUAUCUGAUCAUCUUCAUCAAGGAUAUCGAGAAAGACGACGCGGGCGUCUACGACCUCUCGAUCUCGAACGACAGCGGCAGCGUCAGCGGAUCGUUCAACGUGUACAUCACCGGGCUGCCGGGACCUCCGACCGGACCUCUGGACAUCACGGACAUCAACAAGCACACCUGCACGCUGUAUUGGCAUCCGCCGAAGGUGGACGGCGGUCUCCGCGUGACCCAUUACAUGGUGGAGCGUCGCGACGUCAGCCACACGCACUGGAUCAUCGUUUCCUCGUUCUGCAAGGACUGCUCGUUCAUGGUGCAAGGACUGACGGAGGGCCAGGAGUACAUGUUCCGCGUGAUGGCGGUGAACGACAACGGAAUGGGCCCGCCGUUGGAGGGCACGAGCCCCAUCAAGGCCAAGGCGCCGUUCGAUCCGCCGGGACCACCGGGAACGCCGAAGGUGACCGAGGUCGGCGGCGACUUCGUGAACCUCUCGUGGGAGAGGCCGGAGUCCGACGGCGGAUCGAAGAUCCAGGGCUACUGGAUCGACAAACGCGAGGCGGGCAGCCAGACUUGGGUGCGCGUGAACGUGGCCAUCUGCCUGCCCACGCAGAUCAACAUCUCGAACCUGAUCGAGGGCAGACAGUACGAGUUCCGCGUGUUCGCGCAGAACGCCGCUGGCCUCGGCCCGGAGUCCAAGGCCUCGACCUCGGUGAAGAUCACCGACCCGCAGGCGGCCAAGCCGCCCGAGAUCAUCCAGCCGCUGCACAAGGUGAACUGCGUGCAGAACCACAACGCGACGUUCACGUGCAAGAUCAUCGGCACCCCGAGGCCCACGAUCACCUGGUUCAAGGGCGCCCGCGAGCUCGUCAGCGGAUCCCGUUACCAGAUCUACUCGGAGGGCGAGGUUCACAAUCUCGUCAUCCACGACGUGUUCGGCGAGGACGCGGACGAGUAUUUCUGCCGCGCUGUGAACAAGUGCGGCGUGAAGUCGACGAAGGGCGAGCUGUUCAUCAAGACGCCGCCGAAGCUGAACGUGCCGCCGAGGUUCAGGGACACCGCGUUCUUCGACAAGGGCGUGAACGUGGUGAUCAAGAUCCCGUUCACCGGCUACCCGAAGCCGAAGAUCAGCUGGGUCAGAGAAGGGGAGACGAUCGAGUCCGGCGGUCACUACACCGUCGACGUCAAGGAGAGGCACGCCGUGCUGACGAUCAUAGACGGCAGCCGAAUCGACUCCGGCCCGUACCGCAUCACCGCGGAGAACGACCUCGGACAGGACACCGCGAUCAUCAAGAUCCAGAUCAGCGACCGACCGGACCCGCCGCGGUUCCCGCAGAUAGACAACGUCGGCCACGACUCGCUCGCGCUCACCUGGAAGCCGCCGGUCUGGGACGGCGGCAGCAACAUCACGAACUACCUCGUCGAGAAACGGGAGCAUCCAAUGACCAGCUGGAUCCGCGUCGGGAACACCAGGUUCUGCACGAUGGCGGUGACAGGGCUGAGCGCCGGCCACCAGUACGACUUCAGGGUGUGCGCGGAGAACAUCUACGGCAGGUCCGAUCCCAGCGAGGUCACGCCGCUGAUCACGACCAAGGGCAUCGUCAAGAGGGAGUUCAAGCAGAAGGAGUACAAGGUGGACGCGGCCGGCAAGAAGAUCCGCGGACGAAGCGACGAGAAACCGUCCGACUACGAUCAGUUCGUCUUCGACGUCUACAGCAAAUACGUGCCCCAGCCGGUUGAGGUCAAGCACUUCUCCGUCUACGACAGAUACGACAUCCUCGAGGAGAUCGGCACCGGCGCGUUCGGCGUGGUACAUCGGUGCCGCGAGAGAGCCACCGGCAACAUAUUCGCCGCCAAGUUCAUACCCGUGUCGCACGCGAUGGAGAAGGAGCUGAUCAGGAAGGAGAUCGACAUCAUGAACCAGCUCCACCACCCGAAACUGAUCAACCUGCACGACGCAUUCGAGGACGACGACGAGAUGGUCCUGAUAUUCGAGUUCUUGUCCGGCGGUGAACUCUUCGAGAGGAUCACGGCGGAGGGAUACACCAUGUCCGAGGCCGAGGUGAUCAACUACAUGAGGCAGAUCUGCGAGGGCGUUAAACACAUGCACGAGAAGAACAUCAUACAUUUGGACAUCAAGCCCGAGAACAUCAUGUGCCAGAUGCGCAACAGCACGAACGUGAAGCUGAUCGACUUCGGCCUGGCCACGAAACUCGAUCCCAACGAAGUGGUCAAGAUCAGCACCGGCACAGCCGAGUUCGCUGCUCCUGAAAUUGUCGAGCGCGAGCCGGUCGGCUUCUACACGGACAUGUGGGCCUGCGGUGUAUUGGCAUACGUUCUACUGAGCGGCCUCUCACCGUUCGCCGGUGACAACGACAUCGAGACCCUGAAGAACGUCAAGGCUUGCGACUGGGACUUCGACGAAGAAGCGUUCCGCGACGUCUCGGAAGAGGGCAAGGACUUCAUCAGACGGCUGCUCAUCAAGAACAAGGAGAAACGUAUGACCGCCCACGAGUGCCUGUUGCAUGCAUGGUUGACCGGCGACCACAGCGACAGAACCAAAGCCAUUUCGAGUAGCCGAUACAUGAAGUUCAGGGACAGGCUGCGUGCCAAAUACGAGAACUGGGACAAGUACGUGCUCCCGAUUGGCCGUCUGGCGGAGUACUCUUCCCUGAGGAAGCUGCUGGUCGAGAAGUACAAGAUUUACGAUUCUUGCUUCGACCGACGACAGGCUGCGCCGAGGUUCGUCAUCAAGCCGACGAGCGCGUUCGCGUACGAAGGCCAGAGCGUGAAGUUCACUUGCCGCGUGAUCGCGAUCGCCGACCCGACUCUCACGUGGUUCCACAACAACCAGGAGCUGCGGCAGUCGGUCAAGUUCAUGAAACGCUACCACGGCGAGGACUACACCUUCAUCAUCAACAGAGUGAAGCUCGAGGACAGAGGAGAGUACGUGAUCAGGGCGGAGAAUCAUUACGGUUACAGAGAAGAAGUCGUCUUCCUGAACGUGCAGCCGCUGCCUAGAGAGAUUCCGAAGUACAGGCCGGAACUGCACCCGGUGCGAAGGAGAGAACCGCUCGGCUACAACGUCUGGUUGGAGACGAUCGAGUCGGCGCCGAGCUUCACGUUCUUGCUACGACCGCGCGUCAUCCAGGUCAGGCAAACCUGCAAGCUGCUCUGCUGCUUGAGCGGCAACCCGCCGCCGACCGUGAAGUGGUACAAGGACAGGGACGAGCUCUCGAAGCAUCAUUACGCGAUGACGCACGCGGACGGUGUCGUCACGAUGGAGAUCAUCGACUGCAAGCCCGAGGACAGCGGAAAGUACCGUUGCGUUGCGACCAACAAGCACGGAAAGGACGAGACCACCUGCGUCGUCAUCGUCGAAGGCACUGGAGAAACUGAGGAGCAAGUUAAAUUAGCGCACGACCUCCUACAUUCCGGAGAUCGAAGAUUCAUCGAGCAACCGAUCAAACCGGCGCCACCGCCGAUCAUAACGAUCCACAAAUCCGGCGGAUACAGCGGCUACAGUUCCACCACCCAGCAGGGUUACUCUAGCAGUUCGAAUUAUAGUAGUUCCACCACUAAGCAGAAUUCCACAUCAUCCUCGUCCUACAAAGCCACAGAGUCCAGCUCGGAUAGACGAAGCGUGAAGAAGUACGGCCUCGACAGCACCGGCAGUCCAUCUCGUUCCAGGACCAGCACGAAAGAACUGAUCUAUCCACCGGACGACUCGAUGAGAGCGCCAUCGUUCACGAAAAAGCUGAGCGACCUGACCAUCAACGACGGGGAGCAGCUCGAGCUGACCGCGAAGGUCGACGGCGAUCCGGAGCCACAGGUCACCUGGACCAAGAACGGCAAGACGCUCAGCUCGUCCGGCAUCAUGGACCUGAAGUACAGGGCCGGUGUGGCCACCCUCGUGAUCAACGAAGUCUUCCCUGAAGACGAGGGCGAGUACACUUGCCAGGCGACCAACAGUAUGGGCACCGCGAACACCUCCUGCAAGUUGACCGUGAAAGCGAACGCGGACGCGGCCGCGAAGAAGAAGACCGACGACAAGCCCCCGCAGAUCGUGGACCACCUGACCAGCAUGUUCGUGAAGGACGGAGAAACCGUGCUCCUUAGCUGUCGAAUAAUCGGCGCGAAGAAGUUCGACGUGGUGUGGCUCCACAACAACAAGGAGAUCAAGCCGGGCAAAGACUUCCAGUACAGCAACGAGGCGAACAUCUACAAGCUGAACAUUGCCGAGAUCUUCCCCGAGGACUCCGGUACCUACACCUGCGAGGCGUUUAACGACGCGGGAGAGAGUUUCUCGUCGUGCACAUUAAACGUACUUGUUCCAAACGAGGAACCGAAGAGCCCAGUCUUCACGACAUUCCCGCAAUCUGCAACGGUGAGCGAAGGCGAAUCGGUUACGUUCACAUGCAAGACUGAAACCGCGCCUUUGAAAGUAACGUGGUUGAAAGACGGAAAAGCGAUCCCAGAAUCUAGUAGCAGGUACCUCUUCAGUUCGGACGGCGAUAAAUCGUUCGAAUUGCGUAUCAAAUCGUGCACGGCCAGCGACGUCGGCCAAUACGUGGCCCGUGCGAUCGGCAAGAAGGGCGAAACGAACGCGGCGUUCGCCUUGAACGUGACCAGCGCCAGCGAACAGUGAUUACAACACGUUGAGGGAUCGCUAAAUACUGACAAGGUUUGGGUUAACAUCCGAUCAGUUUCGAUCGACUGGUCCGAUCUGUCUUUUCUAUACCGAUUUCUAUGCUGUUGUCUUAUGUAUGUGCCUCUACCCGCGUCUACACGUGGUUCUAAUUCGUCUGUUUUCAGCUUCUACAAUGUUUAAACGAGAGAAUAACGAUCAGAGAAAAACAUGUAUAAACGGACUGUAAAAAAUUUGCGACUUGCGAGCUGUCGCUCUCGAUAGGUGGUAUUUAUAAGGUUCGUGUAUAAAAGAGAAAUUAGAGAGAACCAUUAUAUCCGCAAAAGAAAAAAGGAAACCACAAACUCACACCUACACACACGCAAACACGCAUACACACACUUAUUCUAUAUGUAAAUUUUCAUGGAACGCUGUAUUUUCUUUUUGUGUGCUUAUCAUACUCGCAACAAAUGGAACACAACUCGUGUCGCGUUGCACGGCGAAAGGUGGGAGAAGAACGAAGAAGAAUCUGAAUGAUAAUCGAGCAAGUACACGGAUAGCACGCGCAAACUAUACGUUAAUUACGAGCUUUGCUGCAUACACGAAUUAGCAUAUUUUAAGUACACGAUGAUAAGGCAUAACGACAGUAACGGAGUUGAAACGAUGAAUCGUCGCUGUGAAUCUCGGCAGGAUAGCCAGCCAGCAUCCUCGACAUCCAGCAGAACAUCACAUCGCAUCUUGUCUUGCCGAGAUUGUCAAGCACGAUGCAAUUAGUACUGUUGAAAUAUGUACGUUCUUAUUCCAUGUAAUCAUACGCACUGUCGUGUUAUACUUGUUUGAAGACUGCUUCCGUUACAAAAUUUACGAUAAAUAAAAUAUGAUUCAAAUAUAC